UCUCCUCUCCAAAUGUCAUCAGCUGUUUAUACUUUCACCACUUUCCUCCUGGCCGCUCCAACAUCCCAUUCCAAAUUCCUCUAAAGAUUACCUUCCUCUGCUAAAAAAAAUGGCCACCACAGCUCCGGUGAUCAUGCGCCUUAUGGCCUCCUCCAUAAACACAGCCAAGCGCGCCGGCGGAAUCAUUCGAGAUGUGCUCAAGAAAGGCGAUCUUGGUAUCGUGGACAAGGGCAAGAACGAUCCACAGACGGAGGCGGACCGCUCUGCCCAGCGCUGCAUCAUAGCCUCGCUGACCAACAAGUUUCCCAAAGUGAAGAUCAUUGGCGAGGAAGGUGGCUCCGAUUUAAACGUUUGCGACGAUUGGCUGGUCACGGAGCUGGAUGAAUCGUUCCUGCAGCAAAGCUGCCCGGCAGAGUGGCAGGAUGCCCGGCCCGAGGACUUUGUGGUAUGGGUGGAUCCGUUGGACGGAACAGCAGAGUACACACAGGGAUUUGUGGAGCACGUCACUGUACUGAUUGGCAUAGCUGUCAAGGACGCAGCCGUGGGCGGCAUCAUCCACCAGCCCUUCUACCAGCAGCCCGACGGCGAGCUGGGUCGCACAAUUUGGGGCCUCAAGGGUCUCGGAACGGGUGGAUUCACCGCAGUGCCAGCUCCAGCCGGUCAGUUCAUCAUUACCACAACUCGCUCGCAUUCCAAUGCCCUGCACCAGCAGGCUCUCAAUGCCUACGCAUCCACUGAGGUUUUAAAGGUGGGCGGCGCUGGCUUCAAGGUGCUACAGUUGCUGGAGGGGAAGGCACAUGCCUAUGUGUUUGCCACACCGGGCUGCAAGAAGUGGGAUACCUGUGCACCCGAGGCAGUGCUCGAAGCGCAGGGCGGUUGCCUAACCAACAUCAAUGGCGAGCACUACGCGUACAAUGCUGAUGUGGAGCAUGUGAAUCGAAAAGGAGUGCUGGCCAGCCUGGGACAGAAUCAUUCCGAUCUGGUGGAGAAGAUACCCGCAGAAGUGCGAGCGGCAGUUGGAGCCAAGUGAAAGCAAAGGCUGUGAGUGUGUGGGCACUUUAUUUUAUUCUUAAUUUUGAACUAAAAGUAAAAACAUACAUAAAUUAAGCGAUAACGAAGGGAUACAAAAUCAAGAUCGUAAAAAUUACAAGUUGAAACUUUGAAAAAAGCUUAA
This is a messenger RNA of Drosophila kikkawai, 1174 nucleotides long. Its product is annotated as 3'(2'),5'-bisphosphate nucleotidase 1. Gene Ontology annotation, biological process: phosphatidylinositol phosphate biosynthetic process. The record is from RefSeq and is a predicted model, not a curated record. Gene Ontology annotation, molecular function: 3'(2'),5'-bisphosphate nucleotidase activity. NCBI's taxonomy places the organism in Eukaryota, Metazoa, Arthropoda, Insecta, Diptera, Drosophilidae.